UCCUCGGAAAAAAGACACGAUCCGGUCCGUCCGUUGCAGGUCGGGCGGGAGGCGGCGAUGGAGAAACUGCGGCAGCUGCGAGUGGGCUUCAUCGGGGCGGGGCGCAUGGCCAGCGCUGUGGCCCAGGCGAUCCUGCUGGCAGGAAAAGCCGGAGCCUCUUUAUUACGACACACAGAAACCCCCUCCCGGGAAGGACACCGGGGUCGAUGGCACCAAAAGUGGCUCAGGACGCCAUCGGAAGGAACAGGGUCAUUCUCCCCGGGGCCAGCGUCCAGCAUCAGUCAUCUACCGAGGCAACCAAGGCAGUUUCAGUCCCAAAACCAGGUUGGAAACCAGACUAAAAGGGCUGAAGAUAAUCUCCCUUUCCCAGGAAAUCCUGGAGUAGGGUCAACACCCCACACCCAAACAUCUUGUUCAAAAAUGGAAUGUUGGCGACCAGACGGAGAAGUCCAGGCAGUGAACAUCUUUGCCAGUGCUCCAUCCAACAGGAACCUGGAAAAGUUCCAGACUUUUGAGUGCAAGACAACACACUGUAACUUGGAAAUUCUGGAGAACUGCACCAUCGUAUUCCUGGCUACCAAGCCCGAUGUGCUCCCCGCGGUUCUGCGAGAGAUCGCAUCUGCUGUCACCAAAAAACACGUUGUUGUCUCCAUGGCAGCUGGAGUCACACUGCAGGCCUUAGAAGAGCUGCUUCCGGCUGGGACCAAAGUGCUGCGGAUCAUGCCCAACCUUCCCUGCGUGGUCCAGGCGGGCGCCACCGUUGUGGCUCGGGGCACCUGCGCUGAUGAAGAGGAUGUGGCCCUGCUGAAGAGGCUGCUGUCUCACAGCGGGCUGUGUGAAGAGGGCCCCGAAUCCUACAUCGACAUCCACACGGGGCUGAGCGGCAGCGGCGUUGCCUAUGCGUACAUGUUUGCUGAAGCAUUGGCGGAAGGUGCCGUAAAGAUGGGGAUGCCGACAGCUAUGGCCCAGAAGAUUGCUGCUCAGACCCUCUUGGGAGCAGGAAAAAUGAUCCUCGAAACAGGAGAGCACCCAGCGGUUCUGAGAAGUGCUGUUUGCACCCCAGGGGGAACGACCAUCCACGCUUUGCAUGAGCUGGAAAAGGGGUCUCUUCGCUCUACCGUCAUGAACGCUGUGGAGGCAGCCACCAGCCGCGCUCGGACAUUGGGCAAGCGAUAAGAGAGGGUGGGCAUGUGGUAGCCUUGGCGAUGGAGGCCCCUGCAUCUUAUGUGUGGGAUCAGGAUGGAGAACCAUCUGAAAGAAGAUAGGGAAGAAUUCUGGGGCAGGUGGCCUGGAGCUGUGGCACAUCUGAAUUUCAUAAUGCGGUCUGUUUGGAAGAUUGACACUCAUGGGAUUCCCCCCCCCCCAGUGACUCCACAGCAAGGGAAGAAUCCACACUGGUGGCAAUCAUCAUCUCUCUCCGAGCCCUCAAUAUUAUUAAACACACCCAACUCCAGGCUUCCUAUUGACAUGUUGGCUUCUCUUGUGUCCUUAUUAUGUACCAAAGUUACCUGAGCAUACAAGCACUAGCAGAAACGAGCCUUUUGCACUGUAAAAUGUAAAGGACCCCUGACAGUCAAGUCCAGUUGUGAACGACUCUGGGGCUGCGGCGCUCAUCUCGCUUUACUGGCCGAGGGAUCCGACGUUUUGUCUGCAGAUAGUUUUUCUGGGUCAUGUGACCAGCAUGACAAAGCUGCUUCUGGCAAACCAGAGCAGUGCAUGGAAAUGCCGUUUACCUUCCCGCCGGAGAGAUACCUAUUUAUCUACUUGCACUUUGACAUGCUUUCAAACUGCUAGGUUGGUAGGAGCAGGGACCGAACAACGGGAGCUCAUAGAAUCAUAGCGUUGGAAGAGACCACAAGGGCCAUCCAGUCCAACCCCCUGCCAAGCAGGAAACGCCAUCAAAGCAGUCUUGACAUAUGCCUGUCAAGCCUCUGCUUAAAGACCUCCAAAGAAGGAAACUCCACCACACUCCUUGGUAGCAAAUUCCAUAGCUCUUAUUGUCAGGAAGUUCUUCCUAAUGUUUAGGUGGAAUCUUCUUUCUUGUAGUUUGAAUCCAUUGCUACAAGAAAGAAGAUUCCACCUAAACGUUAGGAAGAACUUCCACCUAAACAUUAGGAAGAGCUCACCCCGUCGUGGGGAUUCGAACCACCGACCUUCCGAUCGGCAAGCCCUAGGCUCAGUGGUUUAGACCACAGCGCCAGCCGAGUCCCUGUUUUCCACGGUACCUCCCUUUAAAAGAAGCUGCACUUCUGGUACAGAGGAUGGUGUUGAUGGAAGUAGCAAAGGAACACAUCUGGCAGAGUAAACAUCAAUUGCAGAUGAACCAAAGACUGGCUGGUUAAAUAAGAACAUAAGGAGAGCCUGCUGGAUCAGGUCCGCGGCCCAUCUAGUCCAGCAUCCUGUUCUCACAGUGGCCAACCAAAUUUGUCCUCUAUUGGGAAGCCCAUAAGCAGGAUCCAAGCACAAAGAGCCCUCUCCCUGUGGCUUCCAGCAAACUGGCAUUCAGAAGCAUAGCCCUUGUGGCUCACAGCUAUUGGUAGUGCACUGAAGCGCCUUAGGAGCAUAGAAGCUGCAUUAUAUUGAAUCAAUAUUUACGCUGACAAAACAGCAACCGUUUCAGAGUUCUUUCCCACCUCUUCCUGGGGUUGGCUGCGAAUAGAGUGCGAUACUUUCUAAAUGUGCUCUGCCACUGAGCUAUAGGUGUCCUACGUGGACCUAACACAGCAUAGGGUUGAGCUGGAAGUGUUAAAAAGGGACCGAAAUUGUACAUUGCUCACAGUGCAAGGGAGACAGGACUUUUCCUUUCACAGGUUCCGAUCGGGCCCAGGCAAGCGUGCUUCGUUCAAAGUUUGUGCAUGUGCUGUGAUCUGGGGUGCCACUUGUUGUGGUCAUGUUGGAUUGCUGUGAGAAAUUAUGACGAAUGGAGCAAGCCAUUGUGUCAUGAUGAAAGCAUCUCUUCCAAUUUUCCCUAGGCCCGGCAGUCACGCAUUCACACAAACCAUUUGCUUACUUGCCAGGCAUCCUUUCAAAGCAUCUUGCCUACCGUAAAGAUAUAAGAUAGCUUUGAUGUAGCUCUGUAGGUAGAUUUCUUUCCUUUCCUGAGUUUAUUGCCCCCGGGAUUUCCGAAGGGCAUUCCUUCCUUGCCCUCUGUUUAUCUGUUUUAUUAUGCAUGCUUCAAAGUAGUCUUUGUAGUUUUAAAUAAGUUUAUUAUUACCUCACUCUGCCCCACGUGGCAUUUUGAAGUGUCCAGAGAGAAUUUGAUUGGUUCUUACAAGAUGCUGCGCUGAAAUUAUUUUGUUAAUAAAAACAACCUGACACAGGGAGAGAGGCAGGCACUUUGCAUGCACUUCCCACAUGCUCAGAGUCUUGCAGGAGAAGCCUCAUGUGCUUCUCUUUUGUUAUUACUCAGGAGCCAGUUCCUCAACUGCUUUCGGGACCCAACCUGUGAUGCCAAAAAAAAGAAAACGUGUGAGGCGAAGAAAGAAACCGUGUGAGGCCACAGAAGGAACUUCUGCACUGGAUUCCCCUCAGAAGUUAGCAGCUAUCCCUGGGCAGUGUGGACCCCCCCUGCAAAAGGUCCAUGGGCUGAACGAUCUCAUUCGCUUGGAAAAAGCCCCAAAUAUCCCUUCAGGUCCCUUGUGGUCACCAAGAUCUGCAGAAUACAGUUCUGGAGCUGGCAAUGGCCAUGACCCUGGCUGCACCCCUAGAGGCUCAGCGAACUCGUGGGAAAGCUCAACGUGCCCGACCUCUUCCUCAUACGGCUGCUGGCUGUCCGAAAGGAACCUGGAGAAUGCUGAAGACUUUGCUUCUGAUGAUGCCUAUUCAUAUGGCACAUGACACAAACAUGGGGAGGUGUUUUUCUGAUUGGAUUCAGAAAGGUCUCCUUCAAUAUGCCAAUCUGCAUGAUUGGGGGGAAAAUAAUGAAAACAUUACCUCCUGAUGCUAUUUCAUUAUACACACCUAGAGUUACUACCACACCAGAUACCUAUUAUGGUAAAAUUGUGAAUUGUUGUAAAAAAAAAUGAGUCAUUGUUUGCACACAGGAACUCUAGCCUGGAAUUGCACUCAUGUUCAGCAGAUAACAUUCAGUUAUGUUGAAUGUUCGCUUACCAGAUGGUUGGUUUUUAACAUGUAAUCAAAAGAAGUUAUAAUUACAUUCCUGCCAUUCUGUCUGAUACUCCGUGCUUCCUCAGUAGGCUGACAUUGAUCAAGACUGGUCGGUCAGCUUUAGAACUGGAUAGAUUCGAACCUGGCUCAUAUAUGGUUUAUUAGUUGUUACUAUUUUAAUUAGCAUUUGCUGUUUUACACAAUGCAUUCCUUCUUGACUUUCCUUUAUAUCAAAAUAAGAAAAAUAAAACAAAACAAAACAUAAAAACGGUGAGAUGUGGUGGUCAUGUCGAGAGCUGGGUAUGUUUAGCCUGGAGAAGAGAAGGCUAAGGGGUGAUAUGAUAGCCAUGUUCAAAUAUAUUAAAGGAUGUCAUAUAGAGGAGGGAGAAAGGUUGUU
Molecule: messenger RNA, 4504 nt
Organism: Zootoca vivipara (common lizard)
Lineage: Eukaryota; Metazoa; Chordata; Lepidosauria; Squamata; Lacertidae
Source: RefSeq, a predicted model, not a curated record